Molecule: messenger RNA, 753 nt
Organism: Durio zibethinus
Lineage: Eukaryota; Viridiplantae; Streptophyta; Magnoliopsida; Malvales; Malvaceae
Product: small ribosomal subunit protein uS10y-like
Biological process (GO): translation
Cellular component (GO): small ribosomal subunit; ribosome
Molecular function (GO): structural constituent of ribosome; RNA binding
Source: RefSeq, a predicted model, not a curated record
CUAUUAAAAAACUCAGCGCCGACAUGUAUAUCUUGUAGAAAGAUUUCUUUCUCAUUUCUCCAUCGGUUUUGAGAAAACAGGCCGCAGCUUCACACUUCCAAUCUCUCACUUCUUCCAGAAGCAGAAAGUCAAGUUAAGAAGAAUGGCGUAUGCUGCAAUGAAGCCGACCAAGCCUGGUUUGGAGGAGCCCCAGGAAGAGAUUCACAAGAUAAGGAUUACUCUCUCCUCUAAGAAUGUGAAAAACCUCGAGAAAGUUUGCGCUGAUUUGGUUCGUGGUGCCAAGGAUAAGAGAUUGAGGGUUAAGGGACCAGUGAGAAUGCCCACCAAGGUUCUUCACAUCACGACGAGGAAGUCUCCCUGUGGUGAAGGAACAAACACAUGGGAUCGAUUUGAGCUCCGAGUUCACAAGCGAGUUAUUGACCUUUUCAGCUCUCCUGAUGUGGUCAAGCAGAUCACUUCUAUCACCAUUGAACCUGGUGUUGAGGUGGAGGUCACCAUUGCAGAUUCUUGAAUGUUCAUCAAUAGUUUUUGGACCUUACCUAGUUUUAGUUGAUUAGUAGAUUUUCAUCUAAUGUGGCCCUCUCUGCUCUGAACGAUCUAUUAGUGGUUGUCGGUCUUCUGUAGUUUGUGUUUUCCAAUACCAGUGUUGAAGCUAAGAUUCUAUUCUCUUGUGUGGCACCAGAUUUUGUUUUCUUUGUAUUACCUAAAGAUUAUAUUUGGAUGUUUUAAUUUAAUGCAUUAUUUGACAUUAAA